Molecule: messenger RNA, 992 nt
Organism: Seminavis robusta
Lineage: Eukaryota; Bacillariophyta; Bacillariophyceae; Naviculales; Naviculaceae
Source: the annotation of a GenBank genome assembly
ACACGAGCAAACGCUCUGCCACUGGACGUGUAUUUCGGCUCCGUCUCUCUCUUCUCACAAAUCAAAAGCUUCACACAAAGAAUCACAAGCAACACCAAAAUCAGUUCAAGCAGCUUUUUCGAUCAAAAACCAAACAAGCAUGCCCAACAUCAUUGAUACUACCCAGAAAUCUGUCCUUGUGAUUGGAGCCAGUGGAAGGACCGGAUCGGAGUGUAUCCGUGCUUUCGCAAAGCACCAGAACAAGCCCGAAGUACAUGCCUUCUGUCGCAGCCCAUCCAAACUCGCAGAGAGUGACAAGAACCUUUGCACUUCUGUAGUCCAAGGUAAUGCCAAGGAUGAAGCAGAUAUCGAGAAGGCACUCCGCCAAACAAAGGCAGACGUUGUUGUCGUGAGCGUCGGUGGUGGCGACAGCGUAGCCAAGAGCGACAUCCGCACCGUGUCAGCAAAUGCCGUAAGCAAUGCGAUGAAGAAGAAGGAAUUCCAGCAUGUUCAGGCCAUGGUGGUUUCCAGUAUCGGGGCUGGAAGCUCCAGCAUCAUUGUUGGAAUGGGCAUCGGAAUGAUGAUCUCUUUUCAUCUUCGCCAUGUCCUGAAGGACCAUGAUGGACAGGAAUUGGCCUUCUCUGUCCCCGAGGUCAAGAGCAGGACCUGCGUUGUUCGUCCGACAAGUCUGGUCGACAGCAAGGCCACUGGAAAACUUGUCUAUUUCAAUGACAAGGAGAAGGGACCUUCCAUUGAAACCGACCGCGCUGACUUGGCCAAUUGGGUUACCAACCAGAUCUGUGGAACGGAGUCUUUUGUAGGGAAGACUGUCAACAUCACUGGAGUGAAGCAGACAACUCGACGCCGCCACCAAUCCACCUAGAACCAUGCUGUGGUGACAGUGAGAUUGAACAAUCCCGUCGCCGAAGAUCCAACAUAUACUGUAGCUUUGUAGAAAGGUAAAAGAUAAGAAAUAUAGUGUGAAGAGCAAUCACCACAAUAGCACCACAAAU